CACAUAAUAAACACCCAUAUCAUCCCUAGUGAAAGGACUAGAUGCUUAUUAGCAAUCAGACAUUCACAAGUUAUUAAAAACUUGAAGUGCCAGUGUUUCUGGGGGUCUAUGAACCCGUUGAUAACCAAUGAUGCUAUGAUGGCGCAGUGAAUUGUGGGCAGUUCUCGGUCCUCCCAACUUCUGUUUCAUCCUACUGACUACCCUAUUGGAAAAAUGGCUGCUCCGGUGGCAGUAGCGGGUUCUUCCCCCGUUCUCUGCCCGAGCUUUGCUGUCGUCUGUUCAUUUUUGGAGCGUUACGGUGGGGCAUUGGACUUACCUGAACUGACUUUCCCACAAAUGGAGCGAUACCUUCUGGAGACAUCGACAGUCCCAAAGCCCCUGGUUGAACUCCAUGUGAAACUUCUAAGGAAGAUUGGCAAGUCAGUCUCUCCAGACAGAUGGGAAAAGUACCUAGUGAAGGUUUGCCAGGAGUUCAACUGCACGUGGGCAUGGGAACUUGAAAGAAAAGGAUACUCUGAAAUGACUGUAGAAUCCAAGACUGGAAUCCUUAAGUACUUAUGUGAGUGCCAAUUUGAUGACAACAUCAAAUUCAAGACAUCGGUCAAUGAGGAGGAUCCAGACAGGAUGAGACUGCAGCCGAUCGGUAAAGACAAACAAGGUCUCAUGUACUGGUUCCAGUUGGAUCAAGACCAGAAUGUUCGUGUCUAUGUGGAAGAACAAGAUGAUCUAGAUGGGGCCACCUGGAAAUGCAUUGUCAGGAACCGAAGUGAUUUAGCACAGACUCUGGAGACGCUUAAGGGUCAGAUUGAGCCUGGCUCUACUGACCUUAAGCAGGGUGAUGGUUCAACCUGUGCCAGCCCCGUGCCAGAGGAUGAAGAGAAUGAUGGAGACAAUAAAAAAGAGACUAAGAAAGGCUCUGCAGAGACCCAUAACAAUGAAGAAUCUGCUGAUGGUCCAAAAAGACAGGGAGCAGAGAAGGCAAAGUCUCCAGCUUCAAAGGACACAAAAGAAGGACAUAAGGAACUAAAUGAGCGAUUGCAGAGCAAUUUUAAAAGAGAUGAAGAAGAGAACAUUGAAAUGGAGAUGAAGGUCAUAAAUAAAAAAGAGGUCAAGUCAGUGGAAAAACCUGUUAUAGACAACCGGGUCAGCACCAUCAUUUCUCUGGUCAAAGAGGAACCUAAGGACACAGAGGUAGCGUGGAAUGCUGUUUCUGUUGUCAUGGCACCAGGUUCUGUAAAACAAGAAGUUAGUGCAAAGUCAGAGGUUCGAGAGGAGACAAGUGAAAGGACACUGGAAGAAGUGGAGAGGGCCUUAAAGAAUGACCAGCAAGCCAAGAUACCUCUGAAAAAGAGAGAGUUGAAAUUGAGUGAGGGGUUUGGGAACAACCUAAACAGUAAUAACAAUCAUCACUCUAACAACACUCUGAACAAUAAUGGCACCUUGAGUUCGGGCAUCAUUGUCCGAAACCCUUCUGUCUUACUCACCAAGGGGCCAUGGCCUUCAAAGGAUGAGGCCCUAAAUACUGAGGAAGGAAGGACAGUGGUGUCUAGCAGUGCCUCAGAUGUCACAGGCAUAGGAAUGAAAACAGAGGCUAGGCCUGAUCUAUGUAAUGGAGAGAUGGCUCCAGCAAAGAACUUGAGUCAAAAUCUGAGAGAGCACUGUGUGAGUGUUGGUGUGAUAAUGGGUCCCGUGGACAGAAAGAAGUCAUUUGUAGAUCAAAAUGUCCCAAUUGUUGCAGACAAAAAUGGACUAACUGGAAACUACAUUAAGACUAUUACAAGCUGCAACAAAGAGGGGAAGGGAGAAUCUGUUGUCCAACAUGAGGGAAUUCCUAGUCCUGGGACUGUGCGUCAGUCUGUGCUUGUAAGGAAAGCCUCAACGCCUGAGGGCCUAGCAGCAAUAUUACCGAACUUUGAAGGCCUAACCAGGACACCUGAGAAUGACCUCAGCACAGUAGAAGGAAACAAACUCGGUCAAAUGAAGGAGGAAUCUCCCUGCUCAACAAACAGCAAAACCUCUAAAGACACCAAGCCUCUGCCCACUGAGGAAUCUGCAGAGUGUUCUGGAACUGAAGAGGAUAUGGGUGAGGAAGAAGAGGAGGAGGAGGGGGGUGAAAUGGCCACAGGAGAGGGGCAAGGGAAAGGCGAAAAUAAGACUACAGAGGAUGUAGAUGGGAGUCCCAGGGUUUUUUCUAAAGAGUCAGAGAGUGGAAGCAGUGGGGACGAUGGGUCAGAACCUGAGGGGACGGAUGAAGUGUCCUCUGAGAUCCAGAAGGAGGGCAUCCGCCUGAAGAUUAAGAUCCCGAUGCACCGGAGGACUCCUGAGUUCCAACGGGAGAGGGAGCAGCAGGAGGCCAGCGACGGGCACUCCCUGCGGCGCUCCGCACGGAUCUGCCGACCAAGUCCCAAGCUGGCAGAGAUCCAGGACAGAAGACAAGAGAAGAAGUAUGCGGGGUCCACUGGAGGUCAAGAGGAUAAGGAGCCUGGAGACAGUGAAGUGAAGAAAUCUUCUCAAAAGAAAGAAAAUCCCCGGAAAACAGACUCUGACGGGCAGAACAAACCCGGAAAGGUGCGAAGGCGACAUCGACGCCCUAGAUGGUCCAACCCUCGGUCAAAGGGGCGCAAAAAGGGUGAAGGAGAGGAAGCGCUGGACGAAAGGAAGGUUAAAGAGGGAACUCAGGAGAACUAUCAGUCUGACAGGGAACGGAACCACAGCGACUCGGACUCUGCCCAGUCUGUUGAGAUGCCCAAUGAUGACCCCUGCAGACACUGUGGUCUCCCCAAUCAUCCAGAGCUGAUUCUGCUUUGUGACCUUUGUGAUAGUGGUUACCACACAGCCUGCCUCAGACCCCCCCUUAUGAUCAUCCCUGAUGGAGAAUGGUUUUGUCCCCCAUGUCAGCAUAGACUGCUGUGUGAGAGGCUAGAAGAACAGCUCCAGAAUCUCGAUACUGCACUAAAGAAGAAGGAGAGAGCAGAGCGGAGGCGAGAACGACUGGUAUAUGUGGGCAUCAGUGUGGAAAAUAUCAUUCCUACACCGCAGGACGGUGAUGCAGAAGAAGAAAAGUUGGAAAAGAAGAAGAGCACAAAGAAAAACAAGAAUCUCGAGAGGAGAUCAACACGGACCAGGAAGUCCAUCAGUUACAGGUUCGAUGACUUUGAUGAUGCCAUUGAUGAAGCAAUAGAGGAUGACACUACGAGGGAGACUGAGGCCCAAGGUACCGGUCGAGGCAAAGACAUGGCCACCAUCGCAGGCCAGCAGAAGAGAGAGGAGGGGAAGGAGAACCAGCGACCAGCCAAACCCAUACCAGCACCUCGCAGGAAGAAGCGCCGGCGACUCAAUGACCUGGAUAGUGAUAGCACCGUAGACGAAGAGGAAAGUGAAGAUGACUUUCACCUCAGCAGCAGCACGGAGGAAGAGGAGUUUGUGGUGUCAGGCGAUGAGGCAGCCAGUGACGGCGACGCCGGCUCCAAUGACUGCAGUGACUGGGGCAGCACGGCUAGCAGACCAAGUCAGCGGCGGUCACGGCGGACAGCCACCCGGGGCCAGGUCCACAAAGGCAGAAGCAGGGGCAGGAGCGGACGCAGACCACUGUCCCGGCAGAGAGUGGGCUUGUCAGACGAGGAUGAGGAGGAGGAGCUUGAGACGGAUGAGGAAGAGGAGGAAGAGGAGAUUGAGACGGAGGGUUCAAGUGAUCUCAGCGACAGUGACGUGGACACUAGAAGGCGACGCUCACGGCGCAGCCAGAAGCUGCAGGUGAACUACUGUGAGACGUCAGAGUCGGAGGGCUCUCAAAAAACCACAAACAAGGACAAGCCCCACCCUCACCGCCGACGCCUCGCCAGCUCCAACAGCGAGGGCUCUGAGGAAGAAAAGGAAGAUGAGAAGAAGACAAGAAGAGAGAAGAGGCGGGAGUCUUCACGGGAGGACUCCAGGAGGCUUCUGCUGAAGCGGCGGAGAGACUCCACAGACGAAGAGGACAAGAGCGGGCAGGACGACUCGGACGAGUCUGAGGAGGAGCGCCCGGUCCGCAAGUGGCUCAAUCGAAUCGAGUCCGAGGAUGAAGAGGGGGAGGAGGAGGAUGAGAGGGAGGAGGAGGAAGAAGAGGAAGAGGAGGAGGAAGACGAGCCUGAGGUGAAAAAAACACCCAGUGUUGUGACAGACGCCAGCAGCACGCUGUCACCUAGCAGACACAGAGCCACCGCUGGACCUAAGAGUGGAGGUGGUGGCCGUCUGGCAUCCAAAAACAAUGGCUCGAGCCGGCACAACGGUCUGGCCUCACAGAGGCCCUCCACUCAGGACGAAGAGGAUGACCUCUACGGGGUCACCGACAUUGUGCACUUCGUUUUCAACAGUGAACAGGCAUUGUGACAGGUCCGCCCAGUGUGUUCAUCCAUGUUUUCUCUUUUUUGCCUUUCACCGACUUCCAGCCUUUUUAAAACUUAACUGGGUGUACCACGUCUGUUGCCAUCAGUUCACCUGGUUUUUAGCUGUCUAUGGACCAAACCAUGAAUCUACUGAUAACUCUGUCACUAGAUGCGUGCUAACUUGUGUGUUGUUUGUGUGAAAGUGCUGUAUGAGUGCUCACUGGUCCCCCGCUACAUACCAUAAAGCAUGCACUUUCAGACAAGCAGUUGUAGUGUCUGGACUUCUGUGGACAUGAAAACAAUAAGUGGCCCUUCCCCACAUGUGAAAGCACUUCGUUAAAUGUAAGGCCAGUCAUUUUAUCGUCUGUGUAACAGAGGCCGCCUCUGACCAGUGUAGAUAUGCUGUAUAUAUUCAGCUUGUUCAGUAAUGUAUUCAUCAGAAACUUAUGUUCUUGGAAGUUAUUUUUUGUGUCUGUCCUUGUAAAAAAAAUUAUAUUUUAUAUGAGAGGAAUAUGGAUGUGGUGGAAGCUGAAGAUUAUAGAAAUCACAGAGGUCCCAGUAUAAAAAUUACAUUCAGAUGAUCACUUACAGCUGAAUUCUCAUUGGUCCGGUCUUGAUUUGUAUUAGGAAAGGAUUGGCAUAGUCACAUCAGGCCUGUAGCACACCAGUAUGGUGGAGUUAUUGGCAUAUUUUAGAUAAUAAAAAAAAAAUUACUUGUUUAAGGACAUCAUUUAGUUUGGUAAAAAUUUUAUACAAAACAAAUGUAAUCUAACUGAAAGUUGCAACUACUGCGUUUCCAUUCCACCAAGCUGCUCCCAUGUGGUUUAAAGCAGUUAAAAUUGCUUUUAAAAUUCACCAUGCAUUUAGUAUGCUUGGACAGUGCAAUUAUGACAUUGUUACAAAAGCCUUAGUGUCACAACACAGAAGUAUGUGAACUUAAACAGGUCCUGUUAAUCAAGAAACACCUUGGUUUCUGAACUCUAGAGGAGUUUUUAUUCAGAUUUGAGGUGUGUGUUCAAUGUGUGUGACAGAACAAUUUGGGAGAAAAGUACAGUAACUGACUCUGUAAUGCACUUUCAUCUAAGCACCUUCAGUGUCAUGAUGCCACAGACAGUUGUCACUACAAUUUCAAAAAUGUGUUUUGGUUCAAAGCUUUGUUGUGCCCUUUCACCCCUGGAUUGUUCCACCAUGUUCUGGAAGGUUUAUCUUUGAAAUGCUAUUCAGUGCAAAACCUGCCUCAUUCAAAUCUCUGGCUGCAAGUUCAUUUAGAACACAUCAUAAUGGUUGCCUUUGUCUGCUGUUAGCUAAUGUGGUAUCUGAUUUAGUUCAGUUCCUCAUGCUUCUCAACAUGUUUAGUUAAACUCCAGUCCAGUUCAGACUAAUAAAACAAAAUGAACAAAAAAAAAUUCCAUCUCUAUAGUGUGUGUAGUUACAAUAAAUUAUGUAACAUAGAUGUUUUUUAUUAUUAUUAUUAAAUCCUGGUACCUUCA
Messenger RNA from Alosa sapidissima (American shad), 5854 nucleotides. RefSeq names its product remodeling and spacing factor 1a (gene rsf1a). NCBI's taxonomy places the organism in Eukaryota, Metazoa, Chordata, Actinopteri, Clupeiformes, Clupeidae. Gene Ontology annotation, biological process: regulation of DNA-templated transcription. The transcript is spliced from 16 exons. The record is from RefSeq and is a predicted model, not a curated record. Gene Ontology annotation, cellular component: RSF complex. Bases 214 to 4368 code for a protein of 1384 amino acids.